This is a messenger RNA of Salvia hispanica, 879 nucleotides long. Lineage: Eukaryota; Viridiplantae; Streptophyta; Magnoliopsida; Lamiales; Lamiaceae. The record is from RefSeq and is a predicted model, not a curated record.
AAAACAGAGCGGGAAGGCGUGACGAAUCCCACAGCAGCUCAGUGUGGAAGCUUUGCCUUUACUCACCUCCUCUUCUCUCUAUCUAGGGCGCAUUUCUCCCUCCCGUGCUCUGUCUCGCCUCUCAUCGCCGUUACAGUUAUGGCACCACCUACAGAGCAGUCAGAAAAACUCCCUGUUUUCAAGAAGCUGCCUCUUAAUGAAAGGAUACUCUCUUCCAUGACUAGGAAAAAUGUUGCUGCUCAUCCUUGGCAUGAUCUUGAGAUAGGACCUGGAGCUCCAAAGAUCUUCAACUGUGUGGUCGAAAUAAGUAAGGGAAGUAAGGUGAAAUAUGAACUUGACAAGAAAACUGGUCUAAUCAAGGUUGAUCGAGUUCUAUACUCAUCUGUUGUGUACCCUCAUAACUAUGGCUUCAUACCCCGCACACUCUGUGAAGACAGUGACCCAAUGGAUGUAUUGGUCAUUAUGCAGGAGCCAGUUCUUCCAGGAUGCUUUCUCAGAGCUAAAGCUAUUGGCCUCAUGCCUAUGAUUGAUCAGGGAGAGAAAGAUGACAAGAUAAUUGCUGUCUGUGCUGAUGAUCCUGAAUACCGUGAUUAUACUGACAUUAAAGAGCUUCCGCCCCAUCGCUUGGCUGAAAUCCGUCGUUUUUUUGAGGAGUACAAGAAAAAUGAGAACAAGGAGGUUGCUGUUGAUGACUUUCUACCAGCCACUAAUGCAUAUGGAGCUAUACAGCUCUCCAUGGACUUGUAUGCAGACUAUAUCGUGGAGAGUCUGAGGCGCUGAUUUUCCCAUCUGUCGUGGGGAGAUAAUUUUCCGACUAUACUGACAUUAAAGAGCUUCCGCCCCAUCGCUUGGCUGAAAUCCGUCGUUUUUUUGAGGAGU